AAUUUUCUUAUCCUUUCCUCUUUCUUUCUUCUUCAAUUAUAGAGUCUUCUGAAACCCGCUUUUAUGACCUCAAGAUCGAUCUCUGCAAUGGAGGAAAAGGGAGGAAGGGGCAGUGGCCACCGAACCGUUUGUGUUACAGGUGGUGCAGGUUAUCUUGGCUCUUCUUUGGUCAAGAAGCUCUUACAGAAAGGGCACACAGUCCAUGCAACUCUCAGGAAUCUGGAUGACCAAUCAAAGGUAGGCCUUCUCAAGAGCUUCCCUGAAGCAAAUACCAAAUUACGGUUGUUCAAGGCUGAUAUCUAUAAUCCCGAUGAGUUCAAUACUGCCAUCCAGGGCUGCGAUUUCGUGUUCCAUGUGGCCACUCCCUUACAAAGCAACACCCAAAGUUCUCAAUACAAAGACACGACUGAAGCAGCGGUAGCAGCAGUGGAGAGCAUAGUGAAGUCCUGCAUAAGAUCAGGAACAGUGAAGCGACUCAUAUAUACUGGCUCUGUGGUUGCUGCAUCACCAUUGAAAGAGGAUGGUUCUGGUUUCAAGGACUCCAUGGAUGAGUCUUGUUGGACACCUCUUAAUCUUCCAAUUAAUUACUACGGUUUCGAGACUCUGAAGGAUUAUACCUAUUCGAAAACUAUAUCAGAAAAAAAGUUACUGAGCUAUGCAUGUAAAGAGAAUAAAAUGGAAUUGGUGAGCUUGGCUUGUGGCCUCGUGGGAGGAGAUACUGUUCUAUCUUACAUAUCUGGAAGCAUUGCAUGCCUUAUGUCCCAACCUUUAAAUGAUCCAAUUUCUUAUCAAAGCCUAGAAUUUUUACAAGAGUUGAUGGGUAAGGUUCCUAUUGUGCACAUUGAUGAUGUAUGCGAAGCUCAUAUCUUCUGUAUGGAUCAAAGGUCAUUGCAGGGAAUAUUUUUGUUUGCAAGUGACUUCCUAAGUACAAAGGAGAUUGCAGAUUACUUCUGUCUAUAUCAUCCCGAAAUUUGCAUUGCAGAAGAGUUUCAUGGACGGAAUGGUAGUGAAGUGCGUUGGGGUUCAACAAAGCUGAAUGAUGUGGGAUUUAAGCCCAACUAUGAUGCUAAGUUGAUAUUAGAGGACAGUUUACAGUUCUUGAGGAAGAUGGGUUCUUUCAAAUGAAGUAUUUGACAAAUGUGCACGUGUGGCCAUAUGAGAGAGAGACAGAGAGAGAGAGAGAGAGAGAGAGAGAGAGCGAGCAUAUAUAUCUGGGCUCAUAUUAUAGCUUGAACUGUGGGCUCAUAUAUUGCUUGAAGAAGUCCAGUAAAGCGAAGUAUCAUUUAGACAUCUAGAUAAUCUAUCAUGAGAAUUGAUACAAUUAUGAGGUGCAUGCAUGCUUUGAAUUUCCUAUUGUUGCUUUAAAUUCGUUCUAGUAAUAUUUCUAAACUAUUUAUUGCA
Messenger RNA from Macadamia integrifolia, 1401 nucleotides. Its product is annotated as anthocyanidin reductase-like. Lineage: Eukaryota; Viridiplantae; Streptophyta; Magnoliopsida; Proteales; Proteaceae. The record is from RefSeq and is a predicted model, not a curated record. Bases 64 to 1125 code for a protein of 353 amino acids. The transcript is spliced from 5 exons. Gene Ontology annotation, molecular function: oxidoreductase activity, acting on the CH-OH group of donors, NAD or NADP as acceptor.